AUGGAAGCUAUAAAGAAGGAGCAACAGGAGAUUAGUGUCCAGGGAUCGGUGGAACCAAGUCUGGUGGAACCAAUGGCGGUCCCGGCCGUGAUACCUUCUGUGUUGCCCAAUGUCGAACCUUCCACAACUCAUUCGUAUUCCACAAGGUCGAAAGAUGACUCGAUAUCCAAGUCAAUGGCCAAGCAAAAGGAACAUAACGUUGUAGUACAUCCUAGAUUGAAGCCUGUCUUGUUCAAGAACCUGGACUUGCGACUUCCUUCGAAAUAUAUGGUGACCAAUAAACGGCCCGCCGGAGUCGUUCUCGACCCCGCUGAACUGUCUGAAGUGUCUGAAGAGCCUGAACUGGGGGCAACGUCAUCAUCGGCUUUUACAUUCUACAAUUCAGAGGAUCAACCAUUGAAUAGACGUGGGUACAAGUAUAAACCAUGCACGCCAAACCCACUUUAUACUGCCAACUUGUAUUCUACCACGGAGAUCGAGCCAUAUACGGUACAUCCAUCACAUUUCGAUCGGGCCCAGGGGAUCAUUUUCUCUCAAGAUAUGGCAUCCAUAUCAACCGUAGAUGGUUGGAGAUCGAUCCGAACCAACAUUGGGAUCCGUGAAGGGUCCUACUACAUGGAGUUUGCCAUAGUGAAUGCCAAUAAUGGCCGAGAUCGUAGUCAUGUACGUGUUGGCAUUGCUCGUAGAGAGGCGGCUCUAGAGGCCCCCGUGGGGUUUGAUGGGUAUGGGUACGGUUUACGUGACGUCAAUGGUCAAAAAAUCACGCUCAGUAGACCCAAAGAAUUCAUGAAGGGACUCAUAGAAGACCCUGGGUUCCAUAACGGAGAUGUGAUUGGACUCUUGGUGGAAUUACCUUCAUUGAAUGACCAUAAACGGGCAGUACAAGCAUUUGUAGAGGAGAGACAAAGAGAAGGUGGUACUAAUAAAUCUACUACUACUGGUACUCCAGGGCACGGGUUCGAACCCGCCCCGGCACCCCAGCAACCCUUGAAAAAAAAGAAAAGGGUUAAUGAAAGGACCCCAACUGCUGAUGAUAAUAACAACGAAGAUGAACCAACGGCUAAAAAAUUACGGAAGUUUGGGAAUGUGAUGCGAGAUCAAAUCCCAAUAAAGUAUAGAAAUGCAUUGUAUUAUGAGCAGUUUGAAUACACCCCUACAAAGAAAAUGGAACAUUUAUUGAACCCAGUGACAGUUUUCGGAGAAAAGGCCAUUUUGGAACGUUCCACUAACGAAGAGCGCGACUCUCCAGCACGACAAAUCCCCACCAUCCCACAGUCCAAGGUAAUCGUUUACAAAAACGGGGAGCUUGUGGGCACCGCCUAUGAGGACCUCUACUCGUUCUUGCCGCUAGACACGGAAAACGAGAGUAUAGGGUUAUCGUACAACGAGAGACAACUGCAGAACCCGGACUAUCAGAACACGGAUGAUGGCACGUUGGGGUACUACCCGAUGGUGUCGGUUUACCAGCAUGGGGUAGUUCGGUUCAACGCGGGCCCCGAGUUCCAAUACCCACCUCCGAGUCACGCCAAGCCGUUGAGCGACCGGUAUGCGGAGACGGUGACCGAGGAGUGGCUCUGGGAUAUCAUUGAUGAAGUCGAGGCUCUGUAUUUAGAUAGUUUUGAAUAG
This is a messenger RNA of [Candida] anglica, 1626 nucleotides long. NCBI's taxonomy places the organism in Eukaryota, Fungi, Ascomycota, Pichiomycetes, Serinales, Debaryomycetaceae. The record is from the annotation of a GenBank genome assembly.